CGGUAGUGGUACUGAUGCGGGAUGAGUCAGGCUAUAUGAUGCUGCUGCUACCGCUGCCAUUUCAUCAGCAGCGCAAACCUACAAACACACAGCCAGCACAGACAUGAUACCGCGGGAUUCCCCUCUGCCAGCGAGUUUCCUGCCCUCAUAAACAACCCGCGCGAUCGAAAGAGAGAACCGAGCCUCGGUCGCGGUUUUCUAUUCGUGGCUCGUCGGGGCUGAAAGCGCAUGAUCUGUUUUUUUUCUUGCACCUGCUUCGGGGGUGCGUUUUUCCUCUCAGCAGCUCUCGAUCGGGCCUGACAUUAACAAGGAAAUCAGCCCUGACUCCAGGGGCCUGCUGCAGCACCAGCCUCUGUCACCGGGCUCCAAGACAAACAUCGACUCCCGGAGGCUUUUAGGUCGCUGUUUCGGUUGUUUCGCUGCGUCCUGAGGAUCGAUCCAACCAGAAUUGUCGGUGCCAUGGAGCCCGCAUCAGCCUGGUCCUGAACAGCGUGAGGAGAGCAACCAUUCUGGCCUAAAGUCCACUCCACUCCUGCCCCGAACCAGACAGACCGACAGACCGACCCGCAGACCGGCAGAGCGACAGACAGGCACAGCCAAAGUCAUGGAGGCGAUAUGGCUCUAUCAGUUCCGGCUGAUCGUCAUCGGGGACUCCACGGUGGGCAAGUCGUGUCUGAUACGGCGGUUCACGGAGGGCCGCUUCGCCCAGGUGUCGGACCCCACCGUCGGCGUGGACUUCUUCUCCCGGCUGGUGGAGAUCGAGCCCGGGAAGCGGAUCAAGCUGCAGAUCUGGGACACCGCGGGUCAGGAGCGCUUUAGGUCCAUCACCAGGGCUUACUACCGUAACUCUGUGGGCGGGCUCCUCCUGUUCGACAUCACCAAUCGCCGCUCCUUCCAGAACGUCCACGAUUGGCUUGAGGAGGCUCGUAGCCACGUCCAACCCCACAGCAUCGUCUUCUUACUGGUCGGCCAUAAGUGUGACCUGGAGUCACAGCGCCAGGUGACCCGCCAGGAGGCAGAGAAGCUGGCGGGAGCGUACGGGAUGCGCUACAUUGAGACGUCGGCCCGUGAUGCCAUCAAUGUGGAGCACGCCUUCACUGAGCUGACCAGAGACAUCUUCGCUUUGGUGCGGUCUGGCGAAAUCACAAUCCAGGAGGGCUGGGAAGGCGUGAAGAGCGGGUUUGUCCCCAACGUGGUUCAUUCCUCCGAGGAAGUGACCAAGAGUGACCGCCGCUGUCUCUGUUGAUCUGGAAAGAGUUAUGAACGAUGGGACUGAAGGUGAAAAGGAGAGGGAAGGAUUCAGAGGGGAGUGGCUGACGGACUGAGGUGUCGGCCCUCUAACUGGCAGCCCCCUGUUAUUCUUCUUUCAGACUGAACACGGAAGGGGAUGUUUGAGGAGUUUCAAGGAAAAGGCUGGUAGAAAACGGCAAAGAACACCUUAUACAUGGGUGGGUUGUGCCCAUUUCUAAAUGCGUUUUAUUUGUUGGAGAGGAAGGAUCACAGAUGCUCAUUUACUUGCGAGGGCUCCCAUGAUUCAAAUCCUUUAGUUUUGUUAUGGGCUUCCUGCCUGAAUAUCCCUCCCUGACAGUCUUAGAAAGGCCUUAGAAAAGAGGAUCCAUUUUAGUUUUUCGCCAAAAUGAGAUGACGCUCUUGACGUGUCGUCUUUCUUUCUCCCAUCAUCUCUUCCUUCACCUCUCCUCCCACUACUUCUUACCCUUCUCCUCUCCUCCAAUAUGCAAUUACAUGAUCACAUACAAAACGGUCACCUUUACGUUGGUGUCCAACAUCCUCCUAGCACAUACCAUUCAAAACAUUUUAGUCAGCACCCUUAGAUUAACCCUCCCUUGUUAACAAGAAUUGUGUUUCUCUUGUGCUGACAUCUUGCUCCACAUUCCACUAUCAGAGCUCAAUGGAGGAGUCCUGGAGGUCCUAGAUUUAACAAGGGAAGACAGACUUCCUUCCCGGAGCCUUUAUUUUGUUGCCAGAGACCAGAUUAUUUCUCUGUGGAACAAUUUAGGCCUCCAGUGAGCUCAAUGACAUUGACAAUGGUUAUAUCCACUAUCAUUCUGCUAAAUACCACACUAAAACAUAACACUGUCACCCAUCCAGUUCCUAAUGGACUCCUUAAGCAGGAAGAGGCAACGUGUACAGCUUAACUGACCGAGGUGGACUUGUUGGACUAGCUUAACAACUCCUAAUCGUCUGCCAUUAACUGGGGACUUGUUAAGGUGGACUAAUUGGAAUGUUGGAGCCAAAAAGCACCUUUAUAGCCAAGUCCACCUUAACUGUGGAGCUUUAUUUGGGACAUUUGAAAGGUGCAAAAAAGGAAACUGGAGAUAAUUUACUUCUCAAAGGCAAAGCAAACUGAGAGGGACCAGACCACGCAGAGGGAAACUUGAUGAACCACAUUACCCACAAUGCACGCAUACGGACAGGACUGUACCACAACAUAGUCAAGCAAAGAAGGUCCAAUUGGCAGGCAUUAAAUCAACCCAACACAGAUACAGGCACAGGGACAUUACAAGGUUAAGUUUUGUUCUGAGAGAGUGGUUUACAUGCCUUUUUUAUGUGUGUGCGCAAGUGUAAUAUUGCAUCAAAUUUUUAUUUUCAUUUUAAUGCUUUCCAAAGUUACAGGUGGAUGUAACUGCCAAGAUAACUUUGGAGUUUCAAUAGUUAAAUCUGCACCGAAUCAAGGGAAAACUCUAGUUGUGGUGUCACUGAUUGGCUGUAGCACACGUCUCGAUUAAAGCUGGUUUAACUUUGGUUUCUACGUUUUUUUUUAAAAGACCUCUACAUUACAUAAAGGUGUUUCUAACUAACGAUCAUUUACAUCUCGAAAAAUGCCUAGUUUCAACAUCAUUUCACUGACACUAUUUCAAGGUGCAGUCAGUGAGACUGUUGAAACAUUGUUAUAUGUGAACUAGAAAAAACACCUUUCAGCCACAUUUAGCCCGGUUUUCACCUAAUUUUAACCUAGAAAUCCCAAAAAUCAGUGCUUACUGGGAUGUUUGAUGGUUUAAACCACAGUUUUCUGCCUGCUGUGUGAGUUUACUUUGUAGAGGAAUAGUGUGACAUAUUGGGAAAUUUGCGUGUUCGCUUUCUGGUGGAGAGUUAAAUGAGAAGAUCAACGCCCCUCUCAUGUCUGUACACUAAAUAAGAAGCUACCUCCAGCAGCUGGUUAGCUUAGCUUAGCGCAAAGGCUGGAGAUAGGGGGAAACACCUUGCCGGGCAACCAGGAAGUUAACUGUGCGGAGCUAAGAUGAUGAAUUGUUCAUUUUACACUUCGAUGUUUGUACCAAUUAAACCAACAAGAUAUAACAUGUUAAUUCACGUGCUUUAGAGUUGCCGGUUGGUGAAUUCUGUUACCUUUGGACGGAGCCAGGCUAAUGGUUUCCCCAUGCUUCCAGUCUUUUUGCUAAGCUAUGCUAACCAGCUGCUCUUCUCAUCUAAGCGUAUAAACGAGCAUGUUUCCUGUUCCUUUAAAGUGUGCAUUUAUUAUAUCGUUACAUUAACAUCUUUAGCUCAGACCAGUUACUGUUCCUUUAAAUGCCAGAAAGAAAACUAAAUCUGAUUGUGUACCAUACUGUGACAUUGGCUGGGAGACUGUGGAUACGCUGAACAGGAGAGAAUGAAAGAUGAAAAACGUCUACAAAAGGUCAAUCAACAUCAGCAGCCGACUCGUCGGCUGCUUGUCCAACACCGGUAAUCUGCUACAUUUUAAGGGAUCAACACUGGACCAAAUAUAUUAAUCUGUUUACCCUGGCAUAAAUAUUUGGUUGUAUUUGCUGUCAUUCAAUGUUUGAAUGACUUUCAUUCAAACAUUGCGAAGGAAUAGAUAGACACUAAGAGCAUUGUUAGCAAUUAAAUGUACCUUAAAUUACCUACUACAAAUACCUGGAUGACUUGGUGUGCAUCUAGAUAUUUAUUGUUUUGCAGAAUCCCCAUUUUAAGUGUUUGCUCCUCUCUCUCUCUCUCUCUCUCUCUCUCUCUCUCAAUAUGAAGAAAUGCAUUUGUCUGAUUGAGAUACUGUUGUAGUUCUAGGAAGAAUACGGUUUGUUUGAAAACCUUUUUAAAACUCUAUUUGACUACUAAUCUGAUCUGCAAUCCCACAUAACUUGCGCAUGUAUAUUCCUGCUAUGAUCAUAACACCUAUUUAUUUUUUACAUUUAUUUAUAGUAAUAAUUACAGUCCUGUAGGGCAGUGAGGAUACUGUAAGUGCUUCAUUUGCUUACACUGUAUGCCUUGUUUUUACAUGUUUCCAAAGAGUUUUGUGUGUGUCAUUUUAUUUUUACAUGAAUGUAUCAUAUAAGAAAUGUGUGAAUGUGUGAAUUAGAAACAUUUCCAGUAAAAGCGACACACCGUUUUCUCCUUAAACAGCUUUGAUGAUGAGACUUGAAAGGAAAUUACUCUAAUGAUAAUCCACCUCCACGGCUAUACACGCUGCAUUAUUCUCUACUGAAGUGUGUGAAAUGCUGUUGCUAUAGGCAGAAAAGAUCGAUCUGCAAAAGUUCUCCCAGGAAUUAAAAAAGUUCUUCCUGAUGCCCUUGUGUUUUUGAGAUUCGACAGUGAAGGGCUGGUCUUUCCAUUUCUCUGACUUGCUCUAUCAUCCACAGUGAUUCCUGCUGAAGCACCUUUACAUGUUGCCAAGCGGCCGCUGUGGAGUAGACAGUUCAGAGGUGUUAAAGUUUGCGUGGGUGGGUGUGGAUGCAGUCUCCUGUGUGUGCAGCUCCUGCUGUCAAGAGUCCUCCAGCAGCUGGUAGAUCUGCUACACUGUACAGCACCUAGUCUAAUCUUCAAGCUCUGUAAUAUCUCGCUUCCACUCUGAAAUAUUGUCUUAAGGAAACACAGUAGUCACAUUUUGGGAAACACAAACUUCUUGCUGAGAGUUAAGGUGAGAAGAAUGAUACCACUCUCAUGUCUGUUUGUUAAAUAUUAAGCUACAACCAGCAGCUGGUUUCCAGACUGGAGUCAGUGGCAGUAACAAAACCCACCUACCAGCACCUCUAAAGACUUUCUAUCUUGUUUGUUUAAUCUGUACAAGAGCCAUGCAAGCGGUUUCCCCCUUGUUUCCACUCUUUAUGCUAAGCUAAGCUAACCAGCUGCUGGCUGCAGCUUCAUAUUUAGCGUACAAACGUGAGAGUGGUAUCAAUCUUAUUUAACUCUCAGCAUUAAAGUGAAUAAGUGUAACAGUAUUUCCUACAAUGUCAAGCUAUUCCUUUAAGUAGCUACAAUAAAAUACAGAUUAUCUAAAAGGUCAUGUUUCGAUUUCGAUUGUUUUUUUGCGCUCCCUUAUUAAUUUUUUGUUCCCUGUCAAUAAUUUUUUUGCAUUCCCUUAUUACAAUCCUUUUGUUCACGAACUAUACUUUUUGCAUUCUCUUUAAUUUAAGUUUUCAUUAAUUAAUUUGCAAUAGACGAUGCAAAAAUUAGCAGGUUAAUUGAUUAGUCAGUCGACAGGUAAUCAAUCAAUCGCCUUUUUUUCUUUCUUUCUUUUUUUAACAAAACUGCCAAAAAUCUUCUGGGUUCAGCUUCUCAAAUAUGAGGAUUUGAACAAAACAAUCAAACUGAAGACAUAAUAACAUUUUGUAACAUUUGUAAGCUAAAUGAUUAAUCAAGAAAAUAAUCGACAGAUGAAUCGAUAACGAAAAUAUUUGUUUGGUGGCAGCCAUACACCACAGUGCUUCUUCACCACAGUAGAUGAAUUUACUGAAUUUUUCUUGUAACUUGGCCUAAAAUUUAAAUUAAAUGCAAAAGAGCACAAAAUUAGGAAGGAAUAAAGAAACAUGAUGGUGCACAAAAAAAAAAAAAACGUAUUUGGAGGGAAUAAAAGGGUGUUUUAGCCACUUCAGGGGUUUUGUAGAAAAGAUUUUAGCCCUCAGCUCUUGAUUUCUUAUUGUUGCUGUCCAAUGAAAACCAUGUAUCUCUAAAUUUGGUGAAUUUGGAUUUUUCAUAUAAACUAAAAGAUCAGAUAUCUUUCAUGGGUUGAUACAGUUCUCCUCUAUUUUCCCAGAAUAAAUCAUUUGAAACCCCACUGGAUUGUCACCUCCGCCAAGGAGGUUAUGUUUCCACUCGUGUCUGUCUGUUUGUUUACGUGUCGGCAGGAUUACGUAAAAAGGACUGAACCGAUUUGCACCAAACUUGGUGAACAGAUGGCGCCUGGGCCACAGAAGAACCCGAUAAAUUUUGGUGUAUCCAGGAGAUUUAUUUAUUUUUUACCACUUACCUCAACAUUUUGAGUUGAGAGCAUUUCAUGUCAUGGUGGGGGUAUGCAUCAAAGCGUAAUGUUUCUGUUUGUAUUUCUUUUUGUUUUGGAGAUGCAUGGUUUUAAAGGACAGCAUUGUUGGUUUUCUACACCAAAUCUGGGCAAAAUUAUAAUGUUUAAGUUUAUGAGAAAAUGAAACUACUUCAGUAAACACCUGCAGAAAGCUUGGUUUUGGUCCUUGCAAGCUAUUUUCCCUCUUCCAAUAGUGUUUGAGUAUUUGGCAGGAAGAUUAAACCCUUACUAUUAUACUUAAGCAAUUUAUUGUUGGUUUGUUGUCAAAAAGAAUAUUUCCUCUGGUCACAAAAUCUAAAAUGAUAGAUCUGUAUCGCUUUCCAGAGAAAAGAUGUCAUCAACCAAAAUGCCCUACAACCGAUUGGAUAUUUUUUUUGUGUUGUUUUGUGUUAACAGAAUCCAACAAGACCAAAACUGACACAUACUUUUUAAAGAGGGAAAUAUCUAAGUCAGUCUUAAUCCUGAAGAUACUGAAACAGACUCGACUUGGUCACCACUCAGCUGAUUCCAGUAAAACAUGAUUCACUCAGUGUGUGAAAAAAGCAGCCUGCAAUUAAACACUAAAGAUGCCCCACAGAAGCCCGACCAGUUGUUAAUGGUCUGGAAGUGGCUGUUAAUGUUUUUGGCUUGAUACUACAGACUGUCAGUGAAGCAAGUUUCUAGGAAGUCACGUGACAUUACUGAAUGUGGAAGAAGCAUUUUUGGGAGACUUUGCCGUUUUUUCCACACAAGCAGUUUCAGGCUUUUUCUGAACUGAGGCUUGGCUUGGUGCAAAUAAAGAUAUUCCAUUCAGAGAUGCUGACAAAGUCGCCUCAGGACCCACGGAUGGAUCAAGAAAGGACACUUUGAAGGGAGCUAUUGGUACGAUUGAAAGCAGUUUCAUGUUUGACAGCAAAGCAAUCUCCUUUUUGGCCUAUUUCCAGGGACCCAUACAGGAUGAUUUACUGGCACUCUGCACCGCUCUCUGCCAGUAUCCCUGGCAGUGUUUGGUUUCACUAAGGCUGCUUUCAUACAGAAGGCACAGCACUGCUGGACUCCCUUCAACUGUCAGUAAAGUGGUUGCUAUCAGCACAGCUGCAACCUCAGACAAGCUGAAAAUAGGUCUCUAUUAUAAUACUGUUAUUCUCACUUUGUUACAACUUCAUGUUCAGAGGCGUAGUGCAGCAUUUUGGGAACUACACUAAGAUUUAAAGAUCCAUAGCACUCUCAUCUCACAUGUUCAAAUCAAAUCAAAAAUACUUUUUGUGCUCCCUCAUACUUCAAGUAGCUUUAAGCUAGUGUUACUCUUCGCAUCGUCGAGCACCCAAAGGCUCUGUGCGGACGUAUGUGUACCCUCUAAUUUGUUGUGACACUAAUCCAUCACCCCUAGUCCAAGUGGACUCCAAAGAAGUAAAUUAAAACAACUGUGUGUUCAUGGUGUCUGUGUCUAGCUUCCAGUCAUUAAGCUAACGAAGGUGCAGCUGGUUAGCUUAGCUUACUUACAGCACCUCUAAAGCUAAUUAAUCAAGACAAAACCCCAGGAUAUAAAGCAAGAAACAAACUGGAACAUAACACCGAAAACGUUUUGCUUUUACUCUUUGGUUUUGUACAGAUUAAACAAACAAUAAAACAUGUUAAUAAAUGAGUUUUAGGUCGAUUUUGUGAGUUGAGAUGUUUGGCGACUUGUGUCGUGGCAAGAAGGCAAAUAAACAAAUUUACGAUGACAUUAUUCACAAUACAUGUAGAGGUUUCCCCCUUGUUUCCACUCCUUAUGCAAUACAAUACAUACAAUAUUCCUUUAAGCUUUAUGCCAUGAAUAAUGCCCCUAUAUAUUUUUUAAGAAAAUGUAUCUGUAAUGGAUGUUGAAUUAAUCCCUGCCUACUGCCAAAUUUUGGUGGAAUUUCUGGCUGUGUCCAAGGAGCUUGUCUACCAGCCAUGAUCAUUUUAAACUCUUAUUUUAUUCUAAUAAGCUAAUAAUAUUGACAGAGUUAAAACUGGGGCUACAACUGACAUGUUGGUGACACCUCAAGACUUUUCCACACAUUAUUUAGGGGUCAAAUGAGCGAUUACGACAGAACAGUCAACUUUUUUCUACCUUUCCACUCUGAUGUGUAACAUGUCAUCAAUGUGUCAUUCCUGUAUUCAAAAGCAUGUAUCUGUAGGUUAACAAUAGCUAUUUCCUGCCCUCAGUGUAAUAACAAAUAAAAUGUGACUGGAAAAAUAA
Seriola aureovittata is the source of this 8474-nucleotide messenger RNA. It is a transcript of the gene rab39bb, whose product is annotated as RAB39B, member RAS oncogene family b. The transcript is spliced from 4 exons. Gene Ontology annotation, molecular function: GTPase activity; GTP binding. Bases 605 to 1246 code for a protein of 213 amino acids. Gene Ontology annotation, biological process: Rab protein signal transduction. The record is from RefSeq and is a predicted model, not a curated record. Gene Ontology annotation, cellular component: Golgi membrane. NCBI's taxonomy places the organism in Eukaryota, Metazoa, Chordata, Actinopteri, Carangiformes, Carangidae.